AUGGACAUCGUGCCGCCGUCGUAUCAAUCUGCAACAGCCAGAGAUGCCUGGUCUAUAAUCGCUCAUUACAUCCCAUCAAGCGACCUAUGCUCGGCUGCGCUCGUCUGUCGGAAAUGGCACAGCCUUUUCAUGCCCUUCCUUUGGGGUGAUCCAGCGUCUCAUUUUGGAACUGAAAAUGAUGCGGUCUAUGUCGCGUUGACACGAUUCAGGAGGACCUUGAAAUAUGCCCGUCUUGAGGUGCGAAUGCUCACCCAUACGCUUCAUAUGCCCCCGGCCCUCUCUGAGAUCUAUGGCGGUCCGCGACCAGAAUGGCUGAGGGAGAUCCUCGAGUUUCUACCCUGCCUUCAAUCUCUGAUUGUAUCCAAAUUACCUUUCUUUGACCAUAAUUCUAUGAUGGCGUUGAAGAGACCCGCCAAGCACGAACCGCCUGAUCCAGCGGCCUUCAAAACAUAUAGCGUCCGAUUGCUGAUGGCGGAGAGAGAACCAAAUGCAACGUCACAGGGACUCGCAGAGACGUUGCUGCGAUUCCAAGACCUUGUGUACCUGGACCUGUCAUAUACGACUCCUGCUCGAGAUCGUAUGGUGCUUUCUUCCCUGUCUCAGCUGGACCGGCUCCAGGUGCUAAAACUCCGAGGUAUCGGUUUGAGAGACGGUGAAGCUGAGUUCUUAGCCAACGCCAUUGGGACCAGGGUCCGUUUCUUGGAUCUGCGCAACAAUCUGCUGACCGAUAUGGCAGUGCGAUCUCUGCUGCAAGCUUCAUUUGUGCCUAAUGGCGUCCCCACGAAUGAAGUUGACUGGAGAGGAGGAUCAUUCAUAUUUCAUGAUAGACUACUCAGGCGCGCAGGUUUGGACGCUCAGUUUGUCAAAGCUUUGACACAACCCUUGACAGGCCGUUCCUGGGUUGAGGACCUUUCACACGUAGGAAUAACACAUCUCUACAUCGCGGACAACCAGCUUACAGUCGAAGGCGUUGCGAGUCUCCUGGCUUCAUCGAGACUGCACGUCCUCGAUGUUGGAACGGUUGAUACAGCCGAAUCCUUGGAGAGAGCACGACAGCCGACAAUUCCAUCGCCUAUGACCGGGGGACCCGUUAGAUUCCCUGGGGCUGAAAAAUUGAUACCAGUACUUGGGUCUAUCGCCAAAGAAAACCUGACAUAUCUUCGAGCUCACCAUGCUCUGUGCUGCACAGCUGAAGCCUCUUUUAAAGCGCCUGACUCAACGCGAGACUUACUGCCUGAGCUUCCAGACGAAUCCAGCAGUACCUUUCAAUGCGGGGCGGAAAUGGAUGCUGCGAACGAGAUUCAUGAACUAUCUGCGGAAGCUCAUCCUGUUUUUGAGCUCGAAGCCACUGAGAUUGCCAGGCUUUCGAGCCCAGCGGGAGAUGUAGUUGAGGCGCGCCUCCAGUCAAGCACUCACCGGGACGACCCUGUACCUCAGGUGAGAAGGGGUUCCAUCUUUGCUCCUGAGGUAGUUGAACCAAACCAGGAGCGGGACAGUAAUGGCAACAUGCCAGCCGACCGUAGUGAAACAGUGAACGUUGACACUUUCACGGCUAGCACAGACCCAACUCCAGCCUGCCUUGGACAAUCCGGUCUGCAUUUGGCGGCACCUGAGCCGGUUUCACGAUGUGCGUCUCCAGUUUCACCUGAGGAUUUUCGGGCACAGAAAAUCCAAGAACUGCUUGCCAAAAGGCCUAAGAAUCAAAGCUUACCUCGCCGCGAUGGUAGGGGAGGGAGCAUUCCAUAUUUGCAUCCUUCCCUCGUCCCUCACCUCGAGACUUUAGUGUUGACUGAUGUUCCUUCUCAUGUUCCUGAAGACUCCCACAUUCUGCCUGCCUUGGUUCGAUUUAUAACAGCCUGUUCGAACGAGGCCUUGUUAGCUACUCUCCUGGCGGGAUCGGACUACUCCCUUCCACCUGGGAGAGCCCGAGCUCACGCUGAGCAGGAACGAUCUCGAUCGCUCUUCGCUCUGCGUCGCUUGGUACUUGAAAUCACUCCCACGACUCACCUGGCAGGUCCAGCCCGGAUCAGCCCGUGGAAAUCCAUCAGUCAGCAAAAUGGGACGUUAAGAUCCAGUACCGGCGACCGUGAUUCUGAGAAUCUGUGGUCCGCAGCCACAUGCGACUUUAGUUUCUUCGGGGAAGAUGAAUGUGGUAUACCCGAAAAUGAUCCGGGAAAAUACUUUCCUAUGGCUAUAUUCAAUGAGAAGGUGACGCUCAUACCGGAGGACGAAGAUUCCGGACGUUCUGGAUCCCCAGAGGCAGAUGCAUCUUUCGCAUCUAAUUCGUCUCAGCCUGCUGGAGCUUAUCCUCAAAGGAAUCGGUCGCAGACUGGCUCGUCGAUCUCGGUACCCGGCUCUGUAGCCGACGCUCGAUCGAGUUCCAUUACGGUUAAUAAAGGCGAUGGAAGCAACAUGCCCGUUGCUGGGACCAAACAGGUCGACCUUGUCGCAGAAUUGGCUGCCUUUCGCCGAGCAAAAAGGCUUGAGUACGAAGAAGUUGUCCGAGCCGAUCGAAAGAGACGAAGCAUGAGCUGGACUGCAUCUUCCCAUCUUUCUCCCUCAGCGGAACCUACUCGACCAGUGUCUCCGAGUCCGAGUGUAACAACCAUGGCAGCGGUCUCUGCACCUCAUCUGUCCCUAGCCCAAUUCGUCGAAGGACAUUGGAAAGGCGAAGUAAAGAUUGUCCGCAAUGCAACGCCAAAGGGGCGGACUGGAGUCGUGGAUAUGUAUGGGAAUUACUUUGAGAAGGGAUAUUUAUAUCCUUGA
Messenger RNA from Aspergillus viridinutans, 2766 nucleotides. RefSeq lists its product as uncharacterized. The record is from RefSeq and is a predicted model, not a curated record. Lineage: Eukaryota; Fungi; Ascomycota; Eurotiomycetes; Eurotiales; Aspergillaceae. Gene Ontology annotation, molecular function: protein binding. The coding region runs from base 1 to 2766 and encodes 921 amino acids. The transcript has 2 exons.